AUGUCAUCAACGUAUAAGGAGCAAGUUGUCCAAACAACAAUAAUCCCUGAGGGAGAAAGUGAGGAACAUAACAAGGAAGAUGAAAUUUGCAGCUCAGACGAACUGCAGGAACAUUUGAUACUUUCAGAAGGGAAAAGCAAGGAGAAAGCCAAAGAGACCUAUAAAGAAGCCUGUGUUGAGGCUGAGCAGUUUGAUUUAUCAUCUCAAACCAAAGACAUAUCAGAAUGUGCAUUUGGUGAUGUUGGGCAGGAAACCCCAGAAGAGAAUGAAAAAUAUACAACAGAAAAGUCUUCUGGAGAGGAUGAUCCUAAAAUAAUCAUAGAAUGUGAAGCAUCCUCUGCUAGUGAAGACAUAAAAUUAACAGAACAAUCCUUAGAGGAUGCAUCUAUCACUGCUGAAGUGCAAGAAGCAAAAGCUGGGAUUGAUUUGGGGGUUGCUGUUCUAGUCCCAGAAGAAACUGGAACAGAAAGACAAGAGGUGGAAGAAUUGAAUGAUGAAUGCACAGAGAUGACAGACGCCUCCACACCAGAUGAAACUUCCGUUAUGACUGCAUCAAAAACGAUAGGAGAAAGUACUGAAGGAGCACCACUGGAGGCAAAAGACCAACAGACCAAAGACAUUGCACUAACUGAACAACUCUCAGAGGGUGCACGCAUCACUGCUGAAGUCCAAGAAGAAAAAGAUGGGAUUUAUUUGGGGGCUGCUGUUCCAGUCCCAGAAGCAACUGGAUCAGAAGAAAGAACAGAGACCAGUGACGGAAAGGAAGCAAACCCAAUUCAAGUUGCACCUGUCUCAGAGACUCUAGAGCAAGAAAUAGAAAAACAGAAACUUGGAAGGGAUACUGCGGACGUCCAUGAAGAAGAUAAACAUAUAUCUAAUAUCCCUAAUCAGUUAGAAGCUGUCUGUGUUGCAGAUACAGAAAAGGUCCCAGAGUCAAGCAUUCAUCAAAGUUCUGCUGAGAAUACAGGUCAAUGUGACAAAAAAGAAGGAAAUCAACAAAUUGACUCCCCUCUUGUCUUGCCACAUGCCCAAUGUUCAGACAUCAAAAUAUCAGAGAAUGAGCCACGAUGUGUUGGAGGUGUGGCUAGCACUGAUGUAACAGAAUCGGAGGCAUCCCCUCUUUCCUUGAAAGAUAACCAUGUCGUUCUGGAAGCAGAUGAUACCAGGUAUUUGAUUCUUGAGAACCAAGAUGGCGACAAGAAUAUAUCUACAGAAUAUUCCCAAGGUGAACAUGAAGUAGAGAGACCUUCUAAAGUUGAGAAAGAAAGAGAGGAAUGCGGAAAUGAGGAAAGAAAGGACCAGCAAAUAGAAGGGAAGCCUGAAUCAGAGGAGACUGACAAACCUUCAUUGUCAGACCUACUUCAGGUAUCUACGAGAGGAACCUCUGAGAUGGAAGAUCAUUCUCCCACUGAAAAAGAGCCAACCAGCCACACUGAAAACACUGGUGAGGUUGAGCAUGAACACAUGAAAACGGAUGAGGAGAAAGAUGAUGAAGAUGAAUCACAUGAACCAAAAUUGGACUUAGGUUCUGAAGCACCAGUCAUGGUGGAUACUGGAGACACAGACAUGAAAGUAGCUCAUAAGAAAUCUCACAACAUACUUUCAGGCGUUGGAUCAAAAGUGAAGCAUUCAAUUGCCAAGGUGAAGAAAGCCAUUACAGGAAAAUCUCCAAAAAAAGUGACAACCCCAGAAAGUAAAUAAGCUCUGCUUUCACUUAAAGUAUAGUUUGAAGUUUUACAAGUUUACACUAUAGCUUGAAUUGUUAAUAAUUUUUUUCAGCUUUUCGAUUUGGCUUGUUUUCAAGUGUUUGCAAAAAAAAAUUACAUUUAUUUUCUACAUUUUUUUGGCUUGGCAGUGUAACUUGUUUUGUUAGUUUGGAAAUUGUUCUGGAACUUGAUAUGAAUUUUGUAAUGCUAAUAAAGUUUUUCUUUAUGAUA
Molecule: messenger RNA, 1937 nt
Organism: Salvia splendens (bonfire salvia)
Lineage: Eukaryota; Viridiplantae; Streptophyta; Magnoliopsida; Lamiales; Lamiaceae
Exons: 3
Coding region: 1-1701 (566 amino acids)
Source: RefSeq, a predicted model, not a curated record